AUGAAACUUAUUCGCAAGAGGAAUAGUCUCCAGUUUGAUGAUUAUAUCCAAGACCUACAGACUGAUUUGAUCAAUUCCAGCAAGAAUAAUAUGCUCACUUCUUCAUGUACUCGCUGUAUUGUUAAUAAUAAUUAUGAGAGGAAUAGCUCCACAGAUGAAGCCCCAGUGAAGAAAGUCUUAAACCAAUCAGAAUUGAAAAAGAAGCAGAAAGAUUUUUACUAUAAACAAAUAAAUUUUGUGGAGAACAAGUAUUCCAAGAUCUAUAAAAAGCUAAUUUACAAAGAAAAGCAACUUGCAAAUAUACAGAAGAAGAACAAACCUUGACUGGUAUCUAAUGGAUCAAGAAGAAUACUUAAUGCAAAGAAAAGCUGCGAUAUGGGAACCAUGUCAGUUAAUGAGAUUCUAGAGUUUAGUUCAACUGGAUGUAAAUAUGAUACGGGUUUUCAAAACAACUCUAAAGUUCACGAUAGAUUGUAUGAUGACAGUAAUGAAAGAAAAUUGAGAAAAACUAUUCUCACUAAUUUUUAUCAAGGAAUGCAGCACUCAAAUAUGAGUCAUUCAAGAACAAGUUCCAAUAAUGGAAGAAGAAGUUCUAACCACAGCAGGUUAAAAACAUCAAGAGUAACUAAAACUCAGCUUGGCAUGAUAUCUCCGAGCUCUAUAAACUACCAAACCAAAAGAAAUCCACAUUCGAAAAAUAGAAACCCUGAAAAUAUGAGUAAUUCAAGAAGCAUCAGUAAAAGUCCGUGAAACAAUAGGACUCCUUUAAAAACAAGCCAAAGACUGUAUAAUGAUGCUAUUGUUCGGAAAUAAGUGUAAAGAGAACCUUAAGUUCAAAAUUCCCCCAAAGCACACUUUCAAGAAUGAUAAGUCAUCCCAAUAUUUGAUAGGGCAGUUUCUUAAAGACUUUAAUGAAGCCUCUCUUGAGUACCAUCCAGAAGGGAAUCAAGACAGAUUCGAAAUAAAAGAAGCUUUCCAAACAAUGCAAAUACUAGGAUUCAUUAGACAUAGAGAUAGAUAUUCACUAUAUGAAAUUAAUUCUGAUAAAGAACUGUUCAUGCACUUUUGGGAAGAGAUUGUUAAUCAGAAAUAGCCAAACUGUUGAUAGACAUACCUUACUUCAAUACACCCUAGCUAUUGAAGGUUUUAGCUUCGAGCAAAUAGAAAAGAAUCAGAAACUUCUAAGUUUGUACUCUCUACACCAUAAGAGUAUUAAAUAAAAUCACUACAGUUGUAGAGAGCACAUUGGAUGACGACUUUAGUAUCUGAGAUAUCCCAGAGGCUCCAAUAAAAAGACUUUCUUCUCUUUCAAACAAAGAAGUGACCAGAAUUCAUAAUAGAUUUCUUCCUUUUGCUAGAAAUCGAUCUGAUUUUAACAAGCUAAGGAGCCAGAAUAAAUAUAAAAGAAGAGAAUCAUAUGAUGAUAAUAUAAGGUCGAAACCAGAAAUCAGCAAAAAGUCAGCAGCCAUAGCUUCCAAAAUAAGACAGCAGUUUGGAGAUAAAGAUGCGAAAUUAGUUGAUAUUAGAAACAAAAGCGGGGAGCGUUCAAAGCUAAAGAAUGCAAGGAGAUCCACUCAAAAUUUCAAGAACACUUAUAAAUAAAUUGUCAAAAACAAGAAUAAAGAAGCACUAUAGAAAGAUGUCUCAAGGAACCUCUGAUACAAUGGAUGAUAUUGUUAAGCAACCUUCGUGGUGAAAAUAUAAGACUAAUCGGGAAGGAAAGCCUGUUGGAAGAGGAAAGCCUCUGUUAAGCGUUGAUGUUAAUUUUGGAGAAAACCUCAAAGAUCAAAUAUUGAUCCACAAUGGAGAUGAUCUUCCUGAACUAGCAAAUGAUUUUGCACAUAAACAUCAUCUCUCUUUGUCAACUGAAAAGAAAUUAGUAGACAUGUUGGAGGAAAAGUUGAAAAUUGAGCAAGAAAUUAAGAAUUCUUAA
Messenger RNA from Moneuplotes crassus, 1933 nucleotides. Lineage: Eukaryota; Ciliophora; Spirotrichea; Euplotida; Euplotidae. The record is from the annotation of a GenBank genome assembly.